Chenopodium quinoa (quinoa) is the source of this 1175-nucleotide messenger RNA. Its product is annotated as probable glutathione peroxidase 2. Gene Ontology annotation, biological process: response to oxidative stress. The coding region runs from base 251 to 850 and encodes 199 amino acids. Gene Ontology annotation, molecular function: glutathione peroxidase activity. The record is from RefSeq and is a predicted model, not a curated record. Gene Ontology annotation, cellular component: cytosol. Lineage: Eukaryota; Viridiplantae; Streptophyta; Magnoliopsida; Caryophyllales; Amaranthaceae. The transcript is spliced from 6 exons.
ACAAACUAACAUAAACGAGCUUUACCCAACCUCAAAUUCGAGUUGUUUAUUGAAAUCUCAAGUUCUUGAGUCAUUUACACCCCUCGUCCCCCAUAGGAAGAUCAUAUUAUGUUUGUCAAGAAUGAACUGAUAUCAUUGAUUGUUGGGGAUCAUUCAAUGUGCGGCAGACGUGCCCAACUACCUAGUCUUCUACUACCCUGAUCAAAGAAGAGGAGAGAGAAACCAAAGUUCAUAUCUUUGAGGUCAACUGAUGGCUUUUGGGAUAUUAACACACUGGGUCUCUCUCCUCUUUCUGGGUUUUGCUCUUACUCUUUUCUACAUCUACCCAUCUCUAUCUUCUCAACAAUCAGCUGAAGAAUUACCCAAUUCUCUCUAUGAUUUCACUGUCAAGGAUAUCAAUGGUAAAAAUGUGAGUUUGAGUACUUACAAGGGGAAGGUUCUUCUGAUCGUCAAUGUUGCUUCCCAAUGUGGUUUAACAAAGUCAAACUAUCAGGAAUUGAACAUUUUGUAUAAGAAGUACAAGGACCAAGGCUUUGAAAUUUUAGCCUUCCCAUGUAAUCAGUUUGGAUGGCAAGAACCAGGAAGUAAUGAAGAAAUCAAUGAAGCUGUCUGCUCUUCUUUUAAAGCAGAAUUCCCUUUAUUUCAGAAGAUAGAUGUCAAUGGGAAGAAUGCAGCACCACUUUACAAGUUUUUAAAAUCAAAGAAGUCCGGAGUAAUAGUAGAUGAGAUCAAAUGGAACUUUGCAAAAUUUUUGGUGGACAGGCAAGGAAGCGUUGUUGAGAGAUAUGCUCCUGUGACCUCCCCCCUACAAAUUGAGAGUGAGAUUCAAAACCUCCUGGGAUCCUCUUAGUGGUUGUAUCAUCAGGCAUAUAGCGUUCGAAACUUGGCUUUGACUACCAUUGUGCAGGUUAUUACAAGUUAUGAAUUUCAUCUAUAUGUCACGUUGUAAAGGAAUACAGUAGGACUAUAAUUUUCAAAAUUAGUACUCACUCAUACCCUGAGCUUCUAUGAUACAUCCCUAGACUAGGCUAUGAUUUUUAAGUGAUGACAUAUUCUGUCUUGUAGUUUGUCAAAGUUUUCAUGCUAAAAUUUGUCGAUUGAGUAAAAUAUACGAGCUCCUAUGUUUUGUAGAAAGUAGCAUUUUCAAAGUUGUUAUUGUACUAGAGGUCUUAUUA